AUGGACAAGGGGAAGGCCGGGAGACGGCGAUCUUCUGCUGAAAUUGUCACAGAAGGGAAAAGGAGAAAGCCUUCGUCUUCGGAAUUACAUAAGAUAACAAAGAUAUUAAGUGCAAAACCAGAGGAUGUUCAUGUUCAGUCACCACUGUCCAAACUCAGAAGCUCAGAACACUGGGAUGUUUCUUUGCAGGGGUUGAAAAGGAGCCUAAGAAAUAAGGUCCUCUCUCUAGACCAUAAAAGUAAAAGAGGUGUACGUGGUCAUCCCGUCAUUUCUAAGAUAUCACCAGAAAGGCAACUCAGAGUUAUGUUGACGAAUGUCCUAUGGACGGAUUUAGGACGAAAAUUCAGAAAGACCCUACCUAGAAACGAUGCUAAUUUAUGUGAUGCCAGCAAGGUGCAAUCAGACUCAUUGCCUUCGACAUCUGUUGACAGCCUAGAGACAUGUCACAAAUUAGAACUUCUUCACCAAAGCCUUAAUUUAUCUGAAAGGAUACCCAGAGUUAUAUUGACGAAUGUCCUGGGAACGAAGUUAGGAAGAAAAUACAUAACGACCUCCUCUGUCACUGAGGCCAGUCUGGGUGAUACAGAGAACUUGCAAUCAGAGCAGCUUCCUUCAUCAUCUGAUGGCAGCCUAGAAUCUUGUCACAGUCUAAAUCCUCACAAGAGCUUCUUUUUAUCUGAAAGGAGUUCACAAUCAAGUAAGACAGACAAUAAUUAUGCAAAGCAGACUUCUUACACUAAAGAAAAACAAAGAGAUGACGAUGGCAUUUCUUUUAUGUCUGAUACUCAGCCUAAAGACCUCAGUAGUGGAAGUAGAGAUUGUGACCAUCUUGAAGAGGGGAGUGGAAACAAGGAUGAUACAAAUUCUGUUUCAAGAGUGGAACCCACUCUGAUUUCCAGGAAGAGAAAGAAAAGGCUUAGAAGUAAUUUGCCUGAUUCUCAUAAUCCUACUUCUCUGUAUAAGUCAGCAGAACAGACAAAAGAACAAGAAAAUGACCCAGAGGUAUUCACUGCGUUGGAAAAGUCAAGUGAAAACUAUCAUGAGGAUCCAAAACUGUUUGAAGAAGUUACACACGAAUCCAUAGAAAGUGAUUUUGCUCAGCUACCCUCGCUUUGUGAUCAGGAGUUGGCUUUGAGUGCUUCUCCUCACAUGCGCUCUGACUGUUCAACCAUGGAGACUUUUGAGAGCUCUAUUUCCUCUGAUACUGUGGGGAAUUCUACUCUAGUUGUGAAGGAUGAGAAUGAAUCGAACACAGUAGAAAAACCUGUUUUAAGUGAACACAGUGAAGGGAACCCAUCAUUUAUCUCUGCUGAACCAAUUGUUGUUUCUAGUGAUGAAGAAGGACCCACUGAACAUAAAAGUUCAGAAAUUCUUAAAUUACAGCCUAAGCAGGAUGAUGCCAUCUCUCAUGAAAGUGAGAGUACUUCUGAACCAGUAGUGUCAGAACUACCAUUGAUUACUUGUGAGUCUGUACAGACUUCAUCUGAAUUAUGUACAUAUAAUCCUGUCAUGGAAAACAUUUCCUGUCUUAUACCUAAAAAUGAGAUGGAUCUACAACUGGAUUUUAUAUUUACUUCUGUUUAUAUUGGUAAAAUAAAAGGAGCUUCUAAAGGUUGUGUUACAUUCACAACAAAGUAUAUUAAGAUCCCAUUUCAAGUGUCUGUGCACGAGAUUUCAUUGCUAGUGGAUACAACACAUUUAAAGAGGUUUGGAUUAUGGAAAAAUAAAGAUGAUGAUCCCAGUAAAAGAAGUCAUGCUAUCCUCUUUCUUUGGGUCUCCUCAAGUUAUCUUCAGGAGAUUCAGACCCAACUGGAAAACUCUGUAUUAAGCCAGCAAUCAAAAUCAACUGAAUUCAUUUUCCUUGAGCUACACAGUUUUAUUUCGCAGAGAGAAGAAUUGAAAUUGAAAGACAUCAUGACAGAAAUAAGUACUGCCAGUGGAGAGCCAGAGCUUUCUUACCCGUUGUCUUGGGCUCAGGCGCUCCCUUUAUUUCAGAGCCUGUCUUCAAAAGAAAGUUCUUUUAUUCAUUACUACUGUGCUUCAACUUGUUCCUUCCCUGCUGGCACUACUGAAGAAAUGAAGAUGAAAUCAGUGUCUCAGCCCUCAAAUACAGAUACAGCCAAGCCUACUUACACCUUACUGCAGAAGCAGAGCAGUGGUUGCUAUUCGCUUUCCAUUACAUCGAAUCCAGAUGAGGAAUGGCGAGAAGUCAGGCACACUGGACCUGUUCAGAAGUUGAUUGUAUAUCCUCCACCACCUACUAAAGGGGGCUUAGGAGUAACUAAUGAAGAUCUGGAGUGCUUAGAAGAAGGAGAGUUUCUUAAUGAUGUAAUCAUUGAUUUCUAUCUUAAGUAUCUUAUAUUGGAGAAGGCAUCAGAUGAACUUGUUGAAAGAAGUCAUAUUUUUAGUAGCUUUUUCUACAAAUGCUUGACAAGAAAGGAAAAUAAUUUAACAGAAGAUAAUCCAAAUCUUUCAAUGGCUCAGAGAAGACAUAAGAGAGUAAGAACAUGGACUCGUCACAUAAACAUCUUUAACAAGGAUUACAUCUUUGUGCCUGUAAAUGAGUCGUCUCACUGGUAUCUUGCAGUCAUUUGUUUUCCAUGGUUAGAAGAAGUUGUGUAUGAAGAUUUUCCACAAACUAUAUCCCAGCACUCCCAGGCUGAGGAAUCCCAACAUGGCAGCAGCAGAAUAGAUAACGAUCUGCAUACUGCUUCAGCACUGUCCUUGGGUACAGAAGAUUCUCAAAGUCCUGAGAUGAAUGUGACAGUACCAAAGAAAAUGUGUAAAAGGCCAUGCAUUCUCGUACUGGAUUCUUUGAAAGCUGCUUCUGUACAAAGCACAGUUCAGAAUUUACGGGAGUAUUUAGAGGUAGAAUGGGAAGUUAAACGAAAAACUCAUCGUGAAUUCAGCAAAACAAACAUGGUGGACCUGUGCCCUAAAGUCCCUAAGCAGGAUAAUAGCAGCGAUUGUGGCGUGUAUUUACUGCAAUAUGUGGAAAGCUUCUUUAAGGAUCCUAUUGUUAACUUUGAACUUCCAAUUCAUCUGGAGAAGUGGUUCCCUCGUCAUGUAAUAAAGACCAAACGGGAAGAUAUUCGAGAGCUCAUUUUGAAGCUUCACUUACAGCAGCAGAAGGGCAGCAGCAGCUAG
Molecule: messenger RNA, 3147 nt
Organism: Rangifer tarandus platyrhynchus (Svalbard reindeer)
Lineage: Eukaryota; Metazoa; Chordata; Mammalia; Artiodactyla; Cervidae
Source: the annotation of a GenBank genome assembly